AUGGCCACUGACGGUUUUUGGUUUCCCGCUUCUGAGCCGACGGGUGAGGAACUUGAAACAGCGAUCUUCCUGACAUUUCUUCAGAACAUCUUUUCCACGCAAAAUGUUCCAGCAAAUCGAGAAGCAGCACAAAUGGAGCGGAAGCGAAGUCGGUUGUUUCAGCCGAAACGGAAAAGAGAUAGACAUGAGGAGUCUGCAGAGUCAGAUCAAAAGGAAAGGGGAGGGAAUCUUUUUCACAUCAUUUCAUGUAUUGUCCACGCGGCGGGAAUACCAUACGAGCCACCUCUGGAGGAACAGGGCGUCGCUGCGUCAGGGUUUGUCUCAAUGGCCGCAGAGACAACAACAAUCACCAACACACCUCAGCCUGAAAAGGACGUAUCAUUUGAAGGGGAUUAUGCGGCGCCAAACAAACUUGUCCAGCAGCCCCGAAGUGCGCUUGCUUCUCUUGUUGAAAUUGCCCGUCUAAAGGAGAGACUGCAAAAAACGGAAAAUUCUGAAAGAAAAACCAGGGCUUUCAUAGCAGUAUCCGCAGAUCCUUUAAGAAGUAACAACGAGGGCGCCAACAUCAUGUUGGAGCGUCAUAAAAGCCCAACUGCAUCCGAACAGAGUGGGGAUGAUUUUGGCGUAGCACUGCCUCUUGGUUCUUUUAUUUCUGACGACACCAAUGAUCCGUCAAAGAAAUUUGAAAUACCCGUCGCGAAGCAUCCCUCACAAAUGUCUCAGGAAGAAUUUUUGCGACAGUUCAAACGUGCUCCUCGUCGCGGCGAAAUAGGAUACGAUGCGGAGAGCGUCGCUGCAGCGGAAGCCGUUGGAUACGUCAUGAGCGGUACCAGGAAUAAGGAAAAGCAGCACUACGUAGACAAUAUUCAAAGAAAACUUCAUGAAAAAGAAGCCCGAAAACUUAGAUUGCAAUUCCGAAAAGUUGAAGACGAACGAACAGACAAUACAAUGAUCCAGGGAAUCAUUGCAAUGGUGAAUGAAAAAACUCCCCAUGAAGGCCUCUAA
Molecule: messenger RNA, 1005 nt
Organism: Trypanosoma cruzi
Lineage: Eukaryota; Euglenozoa; Kinetoplastea; Trypanosomatida; Trypanosomatidae
Exons: 1
Coding region: 1-1005 (334 amino acids)
Biological process (GO): regulation of gene expression
Cellular component (GO): nucleus
Molecular function (GO): chromatin binding
Source: RefSeq, a predicted model, not a curated record